Halichondria panicea is the source of this 1989-nucleotide messenger RNA. RefSeq names its product enolase 4-like. Gene Ontology annotation, cellular component: phosphopyruvate hydratase complex. NCBI's taxonomy places the organism in Eukaryota, Metazoa, Porifera, Demospongiae, Suberitida, Halichondriidae. Gene Ontology annotation, biological process: glycolytic process. Bases 33 to 1841 code for a protein of 602 amino acids. The record is from RefSeq and is a predicted model, not a curated record. Gene Ontology annotation, molecular function: phosphopyruvate hydratase activity; magnesium ion binding. The transcript is spliced from 9 exons.
GCCGAGGCCAAAGUUCAACAAGCUGCAGAAAGAUGAUGGAGAGCCCUAGCCCUAGCCCUCAGAACAAGUCAGUGCAGGGGGCAGGUAGGAGAGGGAGAGGCUUCCCUGAGCUACGACACAAGCAGCUCAAGGAGCAAGCGGUGGCCUUCUACUCUGAGCACAAGGUGCAGGAUGCGCUGGAGGGACUGCUCAAUGAGAUGUUUCUGUCUGACCCGAGGGAUGUGUAUGGCUAUAUGUCUGACUACUUCCGUGGUCUAUCAAAAGACCCUGUCAUCUCCUCUCUCUCAGUGUAUGAGGAGCUGGACUCCUCUGGGGAGAAGGCUCUCAACCUGGAGCUCUACUGCACUGUCCGGGGGAAGGACAAGCUUGUCAGUAACACCAGCUUGUCUCUGGAAAUGUACGACUUGUCAGUGGAGGCCCAGCCAGUACCACCUCCACCCAAGUCCCCGAGAGGUACUCCACGCAAUAAGUCUCCACGCAGUAGGGCCUCCCGCGGUGGGACCCCCAGCCGUAAAACCCCCGUUAAGUCAAAUCUGGACCCUGGGGAGUUGACUAGUAGCCAUGCAUCCACCGCCUCUAGUGUACCCACUACUGUGCUAAGUGCUGCCAAGACAGUUAACGAUUAUAUUAGCCCUGCAGUCAAAGGGCUCUCCCCUUUUCUACAGAAUGAGGUAGACACUACACUGGCUGCUAUCACAACUGAAGAUGGCAGCUUACACCCCAGUGCUCUAUUGGCAGCCUCUUAUGCUGCAGGUAUAGCUGGGGCCCGUCUCACAAACACACCCCUCUACCUACACCUAGCCAAGACAUGUCGCCCCCCUUCCCCAUCAUCACAACCUGACACAACGUUCAAGAGAGCCCCUGGUGAAGCAUACAGGUUCACCAUGCCCCUACCGGUAGUGGGGGUGUUGUCUGGAGGGCAGUCUGGCUGUGGGAAGUGCAGGUUCAGGGAAUUCUGUCUCUCUCCAUUACCUGGAGCACCCUUCCCUGAGCAAAUACAAAUGAUCGUUGCCGUGCACAAAGAACUGGGAAAGUGUCUCACUGGAAAGUAUGGGGGUUCAGGACAAGGCAGGUUAUUGUCAGGGUCAUACUGUCCCACACUGGACAAACCCGAGCAGGGAUUGGACUUUAUUCGAGAUGCGGCUCGUAACGCCGGCUUUGAGUUGAACCAAGGAAUGGGCGUGAUUGUGGAUGUGGGAGCUGACACACUCUACAAUGAAGAGAAGGGAAAGUAUGAGCUGAUAGCUGGACAGUGGAAGAGCUCUGAUGAUGUCAUCACUAUCUAUGCCAACCUGUUGCGCUCCUACCCAGGCCUGCUAGGCUAUGUGGACCCCUUGCAUCAUACAGAUGUGGAUGGCUGGAAGAAGCUUCAGGAGAGACUGGGGGACAACUGUCUCCUCAUUGCAGACCAGACUUUGAAGAAAGGCCUGCCUAUCAGCGAACAAAAACCAGAGACCAUUCUAACGGACACACCAGACGACACUAACCCAGUUGUUCUCCCAGACAAACCCUCUGUUAACUAUCUGUCCUGUGGUGCAUUGACCCUGGAGGCUACUAUCUCCCAGACACUGGCAAAGGCCACCCACAUUAAAGGGCACAGCUAUUAUGUAAUGCUGAGGGUUCCGCCCAACUCCACAGUGAGCACUCUGCCUGCUGACAUGGCAGUUGCUAUGAUGUGUCGGUUCCUAAGGAUGGGUGGUCCUAAUGGACUGACUAGCUGUGGACUGCUCUCUCGGUUGCUUAGAAUCAGAGAAGAGCUCGUCUCAAAAAAGUUGCACGACCCAGCAGGAGCUCUUGUGUUCACAAGCAUGCCUCCAGGUGUGGACACUGUAUACGAGUAGUUGUCAAUCAACAAAAACUUCAGAUCAUUUGCCAUUUUAUCCUUUGUGUCACAGUUAGUUAAAGGCUUGUCAUCACUUACCGGUAUUGUUUUAAUUGUUGUGCAUUGCAAAAAAUUAAUGUUGAUUUACACAAUAAAAACAAUAACAC